AGAAAAAUACGAAGCAAUUUAUAAAAUCAGUAUCUGACAGUAUUGAUGAAUCGGACAAAAAUCAAAAUAUGAAAUGGAAAAUUGUUAUUAAUAAACAUAAAAUUACGUCAAGUUCUGAAGACAAAUAAAAAUGACAUUUUCAUUAAUAAGGCAUUUUAAUUUAAAAAUCUUGUAUGGUCAAUGCAACCUUUUUUAUAAUAUCAUUGUUUUAUUUUAUUGAUGUGUAUGGUUCUUCAAUUUCAAAUGGAAAUGUAUCAGUUUCGCGAUAUAACAUUUGGUUUGUAGUAGUACUCACUAUUUUAUUUCUCCUAUUUAUAUUGUAUACCUUCUACCGAUUGGUCGACAAAAUUAUGACACCUCCCAGUACUAAUUUCUUCGUUGUUACCAAUCCACCAAAUAAUUCGACGAUAUUAGCUCGUCGAAGUCAAGUCAAAGUGUCUGUCAGUGAUCAUAUCAAGGCUCAUGAGACGUUAUCCUUGUCUAAUGAAUCUAACGAAGCACCUUCCUCGUCGUACAUCAGUACCCGUUAUCAUCACAAUAGUAAUCCUGACUUUUCUUCCGAUAUAAACAGUGAAGAAAUUGGUUUUAAGCCAAACAGAAAUCCAAAAGCACCCGAAGAAAGACGACAUACAGAAAAAAUCAAGUUAAAGAUGAUGCAGACUUCAAAUGAAGAAGUUGAACCUAAAUUUACUUUUUACUCGGGAAGAACUAAAUUGUCUUGAUAUGUACGUGACAUACCUAUCAUAAAUAAUUUAUAUUUCUAGUGAUAGCUUGUUAAAAUAAAAAAAGGUACUAU
Molecule: messenger RNA, 796 nt
Organism: Diorhabda carinulata
Lineage: Eukaryota; Metazoa; Arthropoda; Insecta; Coleoptera; Chrysomelidae
Exons: 4
Coding region: 174-722 (182 amino acids)
Source: RefSeq, a predicted model, not a curated record